Messenger RNA from Yarrowia lipolytica CLIB122, 1095 nucleotides. RefSeq lists its product as uncharacterized. Gene Ontology annotation, cellular component: nucleus; transcription factor TFIIK complex. Lineage: Eukaryota; Fungi; Ascomycota; Dipodascomycetes; Dipodascales. Gene Ontology annotation, molecular function: cyclin-dependent protein serine/threonine kinase regulator activity. Gene Ontology annotation, biological process: regulation of cyclin-dependent protein serine/threonine kinase activity; regulation of transcription by RNA polymerase II. The record is from RefSeq and is a predicted model, not a curated record.
AUGACAAGCGCUACAGCAUCAUCCAAGGCCACAAAAACGGUCACGGACGACGAUAUUUACCGGCAAUCGUCGCAGUUCAAAAAAUGGUCGUUUACGCCGACGCAACUGGCAGCUAGACGGCUUCAAACCAACACCAACGGCCGCGAGUUUGUCAAACAGUCGUUUCUAGCGGCGGAUCUCGAUCCCGCCAUGGCCAAAAUCCUCUCUGUUGACGAGGAACUUACCAUGGUCAAUUACAUGUGUUCUCAGAGCGAGGGAAUUGCCCAAGUUCUCAAUCUACCUUCUAAAGUGAAGGCAACAGCUGUACUCUUCUUCAAAAAGUUUUUCCUCAUCAACUCCGUCAUGGUGUACAGUGACCCCGUCAAGGUCUUGCAUACGUGUUUCUUUUUGGCCACCAAAGCCGAGAAUCACUUCUUUUCCAUCAACCAGUUCUGCAAAUACACUGGAGCGGUGGCCAAGGACGUUUUGCAACUCGAGUUUGUGGUGAUGCAGUCGAUGCUGUUUUCUUUGAGCGCCCAGAGCGCAUACACUCCCUUGCAUGGCUUCUAUCUCGACAUCCAGACGUCGCUGCCCCACGUUCCUGCCUCGACAGUCGGGUCUCUGUACGAUGGAGCCAGAAAGUACGUGUCUCUGAGCUUUCUAACCGACGCAAAUUUCCUCUUUACCCCUCCGCAAAUCUCGCUCGCGGCCAUGAUGUGCACAAAUAGCCAGAUAACCGAGCAGUAUUUGCGAGUGAAGAUGAGCGACCCAGCGCAGUUCAACCUGACCACAAAGCUGGUUCAGGAGUGCGUUGACAUGCUGCAAAAGGUGGACAAGCCGACCAAGGAGUAUGUGCAGGAGAUUGGAAAGAAGCUGCGGUCGUGUGACGUGGAGAAAACCAAGGCGAGAUUGCUGAAACGCAAGCUUAAGGAGCAGGGAGAGGGCGACGCAAAGAAGCAGAAGCUGGACUCGGAAACUCCUCAGCCUCCAGACAUGUCCAAUUCCGCUUCUACUGAGCCUGCAUCCGCAGAGGCUUCUGCUUCGGCGUCUGCAUCGACAACAGAUGCUUCUGCUCCGGCGUCGGCGUCUGCGUCUGCGUCCACUGAACAGUCCUAA